This is a messenger RNA of Elephantulus edwardii (Cape elephant shrew), 801 nucleotides long. It is a transcript of the gene PHOSPHO1, whose product is annotated as phosphatase, orphan 1. The transcript has 2 exons. Gene Ontology annotation, molecular function: phosphatase activity. The record is from RefSeq and is a predicted model, not a curated record. Lineage: Eukaryota; Metazoa; Chordata; Mammalia; Macroscelidea; Macroscelididae. Gene Ontology annotation, biological process: bone mineralization involved in bone maturation. The coding region runs from base 1 to 801 and encodes 266 amino acids.
AUGAGCGGGUGUUUUCCACUUGUUGGCCUUCGAUGCCUGUCUAGGGACGUUAUGGCCGCGCAGGGCGCUCCGCGCUUCCUCCUGACUUUCGACUUCGAUGAGACCAUUGUGGAUGAAAACAGCGAUGACUCGAUCGUGCGCGCCGCGCCGGGCCAACUGCUGCCGGAGAGCCUGCGCUCCACCUACCGCGAGGGCUUCUACAACGAGUACAUGCAGCGUGUCUUCAAGUACCUGGGCGAGCAGGGCGUGCGGCCUCGGGACCUGCGUGCCGUCUACGAGACCAUCCCCCUGUCUCCGGGCAUGGGCGACCUGCUCCAGUUUGUAGCCAAGCAGGGCGCCUGCUUCGAGGUUAUUCUCAUCUCCGAUGCCAACACCUUCGGCAUAGAAAGCGCGCUGCGCGCUGCCGGCCACCACGGCCUGUUCCGUCGCAUCAUCAGCAACCCAUCGGGCCCCGAUGCGCGGGGCCUGUUGACACUGCGGCCGUUCCACACGCACAGCUGCGCGCGCUGCCCCGCCAACAUGUGCAAGCACAAGGUGCUUAGCGACUACUUGCGCGAGAGGGCUCACGACGGCGUGCACUUCGAGCGCCUCUUCUACGUGGGCGACGGCGCCAACGACUUCUGCCCCAUGGGGCUGCUGGCGGGCGGCGACGUGGCUUUCCCGCGCCUUGGCUACCCCAUGCACCGCCUAAUUCAGGAGGCGCAGAAGACCGAGCCCAGCUCCUUCCGCGCCACCGUGGUGCCCUGGAAGACGGCAGCCGACGUGCGUCAACAUUUGCAGCAGGUGCUGAAGACGUGCUGA